Messenger RNA from Bombina bombina (fire-bellied toad), 1092 nucleotides. RefSeq names its product doublesex- and mab-3-related transcription factor 1B-like. The transcript has a single exon. Gene Ontology annotation, molecular function: RNA polymerase II cis-regulatory region sequence-specific DNA binding; DNA-binding transcription factor activity, RNA polymerase II-specific. Gene Ontology annotation, biological process: sex differentiation; regulation of transcription by RNA polymerase II. Lineage: Eukaryota; Metazoa; Chordata; Amphibia; Anura; Bombinatoridae. The coding region runs from base 1 to 1029 and encodes 342 amino acids. The record is from RefSeq and is a predicted model, not a curated record. Gene Ontology annotation, cellular component: nucleus.
AUGCCCAAUCGUAACCCCGAGGGGAUAUUCAACAAGACCGCUGUAUCAGAAUCACUUGGUACCCUGGCUCCCGGGAAGAAAUCUCCGCGUCUUCCCAAGUGCGCAUGCUGCAGAAACCACGGCUAUGCGUCCCCACUCAAGGGCCACAAGCGUUUCUGUAUGUGGCGGGACUGCCAGUGCAAGAAGUGCAGUCUCAUAGCAGAGAGGCAGCGGGUCAUGGCCGCGCAGGUAGCACUUCGUAGGCAGCAAGCACAAGAGGAAGAGAUGGGUAUAAGCCAUCCUGUCCCUUUACCCAUUGCUGGAGAAGUACUUGUGAAAAAGGAGCAUGGAGGAAGUAGCUCUUGCUUACUUACAGAAAACAGUUCUACACAGACAAUAGUUUCAUCUUCUUCGAUAUCCACACCAAGCGCAUCAGAUAAAGAGGGAAAAAUGUCUUUUCAGGAUAUCCCUUCUGUCACCAGCAGAGGGCACAUGGAGAAUACAUCUGACUUUGUUGUGGACUCAAGUUACUAUACCAAUUUCUACCAGACAUCCCUCUAUCCAUACUACAACAAUUUAUACAGCUACCCCCCUUACCAAAUGGCUAUGACUGCUGAACCCACUAGUGGCGGUGACAUACCUAUGAUAGGUGGGUCACCGAUGAAGAACAGUUUUAGAAGUCUCUCCUCUGCUUAUGUCCCAGGCCAGUCAGGAAACCAGUGGCAGAUAAAGACUGCUGAGAGUCGAUUUCCUGGAUCCAGCACUAACUCUCAGUACAGGAUGCACUCUUAUUACCCUCAAUACAUGGGGCAGAGUGUUGGCACACAGGCCUGUGUUACACCCAUGUCCAUGUUUGCUUUUGGAGAGAGCCCCUCUUAUUCAGAGGCAAAUGGAAGUGUGUUUUCCACACCCAACAGCCAGGACUCUGGUUUGGUUUCCCUGGCCAGCCAUUCACCAGUCAGUAAUGAGAGCUCCAAAGAAGUAGUGGAUUGUGAGGCUGCACCUGAGGGCAACUUCACCGUUACCAAUGUUGUAGAAGAUGGGGAAUAGAAAGACCACAGCCCUAAUAUUGUCCCAUAUUGAUUAAAAGUGACAUAUUACUGUGGGAUACAG